Molecule: messenger RNA, 2022 nt
Organism: Haplochromis burtoni (Burton's mouthbrooder)
Lineage: Eukaryota; Metazoa; Chordata; Actinopteri; Cichliformes; Cichlidae
Product: adhesion G-protein coupled receptor G2
Exons: 11
Coding region: 1-1353 (450 amino acids)
Biological process (GO): cell surface receptor signaling pathway; adenylate cyclase-activating G protein-coupled receptor signaling pathway
Cellular component (GO): membrane
Molecular function (GO): G protein-coupled receptor activity
Source: RefSeq, a predicted model, not a curated record
AUGAGGGAGGAGGUGGAUCGUCUGGCUGAGUGGUGCGACACAAACAACCUACUGCUUAACACUGAGAAGACCAAGGAGCUCAUCGUGGACUACAGGAGGAAUGCUGACCUACAUCCACCCAUCUACAUUAAGGGGACGGAAUGCAUGAGAGUACACGUUCGACUACCAAGAGAAGUUGGAAGAGGGGGGAACAAGAUUAUCUUUUCCAUGCUUAAGUUUGCUGAAACAGCCAGCAGCAUGGUUGGAACCUUCCAUGAAGUUUAUGAUCAACGACUGGUUGGCCUAAGUGUGCAGGGCAAGAAAAUAUCAGGACUACAAGAGCGCUUCAACAUCACCAUGAAUUUCACCACAACAAUAAAUGAAACCCAAGAGCCAUCCUGCCAGUUUUUAAAUUUCACAGCAAAGAAUUUCAGUAAGGAGGGCUGCCUUACCCUGUGGACACGUGGUCAGGGUAAUGUUACCUGUUCCUGUGACCACUUCACAUACUUUGCUGUGAUCAUGGUAUAUACUUCCAUCUCACUUAAAGACCAGAAGAUUUUAUCAUACAUUACUAUAACUGGCUGUAGUCUUUCACUUUGUGCCCUGGUCAUUGCUGUAUUGCUCUUCAUCACAAAUAGAAAACUCAGAGAAGAUAUCUCUAUGAAGGUCCACAUUAACCUUGUAAUUGCUCUGAUUCUCCUCAAUCUGCACUUCCUGCCCAGUCACAUGGUGGCAGCAGAGUCCACCACAUGGCUUUGUUUUUACAUGGCUCUUGCCCUUCACUACUCCCUGCUGGCUGCUUUCAGCUGGAUGGCCUUGGAGGGAUUCCACCUCUACCUUCUCUUUGUAAAAGUUUUUGACACCUAUGUCAGCAGAUACCUGCUCAAAGUCUGUGUGGUGGGAUGGGGUGUUCCUGCAGUCAUUGUGUCAUUGGUGGUGAUCAUAGACAGAGAGUUUUAUGGCUACAUCUCUAUCUCCCCUGAAACUGCAGUAUGCUUUAUAAACAAUCAAAUGGUGAAAAUGGUGACUACAACGGGACUGUUCCCCUUUGUGUUUCUCUUUAACAUGUUAAUGUUUGCAGUGACAGUCAAACGUGUUUUCUCUGUUGGACAAAAAAAAAAGCUUGGGCAGAUUAUCCAUACCAAAGUCAUCAAAAGUAUUUGUCGCCUGUUGGGAGUCGUCGCACUGCUUGGCCUUACCUGGGGCCUGGCUUUCUUCUCAUUUGGAGAGCUGACCACUCCUAGCCUCUACCUCUUCUGCAUCCUGAACUCAUUGCAAGGUUUCUUCAUCUUCCUGUGGUUUGUGAUGUCAGUGAGAAAGUCCCAAAACUCUGCUAAACAGACGAGCAUUGAAACACGUAGUAAAAGCAACUAGAUUAAACACAACUGGAAAAAUACCAAAAGGUGUGCUGGUGAAAUAUGCAACAUAGGGCUGAAAUCUGACAGUAACAAUUUUGUUUUACUUCUGGAUUUUAUAUGCACGGCAAUUUACCAUAACUGGCAGGAGCUGAUUCUAAAUGAUGAAAAUAAAUGUAAUAGUAUGAAGAUUUUGACAGUUCUGCUGCUUUAUUUGAAACUUUCUUGUUUAUAUAAAUCUUUGUGGAAAAGGGGUUAUCAUUCCAAAAUAAAGCUUAAAUAGGAUGACAACAUCCUAUUUAAACUUUUGAGAGUAAAAGUUGCCAUACUGAAGAGAAUCUAGAAUGACUAGAUUCCAGGUCCGACUGGAUUGUCAAGAGGACAAUCAUCGAUUAUUCAUAUUUUUCCCUUGAAGUCACCUGUCCUCUUUUUUUCGAUUGCACACAGAGCUGAUCUUGCUUUUAAAUGCAGUUCACCCUCCACUGGUUUAGUGCUUUGAGACAUUUUGAUAUAGUUAUGUUGAUUACACCAUUGUGAAUUUACGGCAUGUUUCCUUAUAAUCCAGCUUUGAGAUUAUUAGAAAUUGUGUUAGUUAUUUUAUGUUUUGAACUUUUCUGUGCCAGUUUGUACAUCUGAACAUGCUCAAUGCAUUGCUAACUCAUAAAAGCUACAGUGUCAGUGUGAAUAA